This is a messenger RNA of Micropterus salmoides (largemouth bass), 2273 nucleotides long. RefSeq names its product chromosome unknown C1orf210 homolog (gene cunh1orf210). NCBI's taxonomy places the organism in Eukaryota, Metazoa, Chordata, Actinopteri, Centrarchiformes, Centrarchidae. The transcript has 4 exons. The coding region runs from base 717 to 1169 and encodes 150 amino acids. The record is from RefSeq and is a predicted model, not a curated record.
AUUAACUUGUCCUUCUGGGAAGCAGCUGCAGAGCACACCUCUCCAACCUUUGCACAACAUUUCUCCAUUUUACAGACAAAGAAAAAAAAAAUGAGUUAAGGCUCAUGUGAAAUGUGAGCGUGGACAGACAGCAGGUGAACUUGCUGAAGUUAGAGGAAACUACACAGCCAGCCUCAUUUCACUGCAGCAAGAGAUCGCUGGCUCAUAUUGCAACUCAUAUGUACAUAGGAUUCUACCGCUGCCCACACCUUUCACUUAUUACUGAACCGAUGACUCCCCUGUCACUCAACCUUGCCACCUAGUGGAGCUCUGAUGGUUUAACUCCCUCCUGGUCAACAGAAAUCUUUCAGAUUACUACCUCCCUCAUCUGGGGAGAUGCCUGCCCUGCAACAUUUCCCUUAGAUCCCAUUUAUUUUUUACCUGCUGAAGACAAAACAACACUGACCAGCUUUGCACAUUGGAAGGUUGGUAAAGGAAUUUAAACCUUCUCUGCAACUUCAGUUACAGGAGGCAAGAGUCUGCUGGAUAUUAUAGAAAGCAGGUCACAACGAACUGUUCUUUGACAUAUGUGUGAAAUAUACACAUGAUCCAUGGUUUCAUGCUAGAGUUAAUGGUGCCCCAAAGCAAGAGACAGGUCUUAUCUAACAAGAGGCAAACUGAGCCACACAGAAGAAGUCACACCCCAAAAGAGACUGCACAAACAAAAGCAAAGCCAGAUGGAACCCUCAUCAAAGGGCAUAACCUCUACAGCUACACCAACAGAGACGCAAAAUGACACGUUGAUAAACCCAACAGGCAAAAAUACCUCUCACAACUGGGAGUUCCUGGUGGCCGUCCUGGUCACAGCCAUCUCUGUCUCAAUUCUCAUCACCCUUCUGGCUAAAUGCCAUGUGGUUCGGCGUUACCUGGCCAGCUAUAGGCAUACACGGCUCAGAGAGACAGACACUGUUAGCCAGUGUGACCCGUCAGGGCUGGAGGUAGAAUUUGCUAUGCAGAGGGGUCAUGGAAUUAACCCUCACUGUAUCCCUCCUGUGAGCGAGGAGGAUGAUGAUGGCUUCAUUGAGGACAACUACAUCCCGGCCAGUGAGAGAGCGAGGGCUGAAAGAGCAGCAGAGAAGAUGGAGGACACAGAGGAAGAAAUGGAUGAAAUUGAAUUUACAAUCGCUUAGUAGGACUGUCUCUAAAUCUCCUCAGCAAUAAACCACCUUGGGCCACCAAUUCCACUCCCCUUUUCUUUGGUAUGGUUCAUAUUGUCGAUCAUAAAAUGGCCACUUGGUAAACAUUGGUUAAGUCUAAGAAAGCAUAAAACUGUAAAUACUACUGCUCAAGAGUGUCUUAUUUUUAAGGCGGCACAAAAGUACUUAAUUAGUAGUACUUAAUUAGUACUUACAAAGAAGUUGAAAGAAUGUGCGAUCUGAGGAUACAUUACAGAGAAUUUCAGAAUAUACAUAGGACUUUCAUAAGUCACUUUUGUUAUACCGUCUUUGUCAGUAUAUUGACAACAGUAAUAGUAAUACCUUUCUUAGUUGCAAGUGUUAAUAAGAGGAAUCAAAUGUCCUGAAACAGCAAGAUUUUCUGUUUUUUGUGUGUGUUUUUUCAAUACCAAAAAGGGUCACAAAGGGUCUUCUGUAUAUAUGAACAUAAACAUUAACUAAAUAUCUGUGUGAUUUGGGCUGAAUGUAAACAGGAACAUUUCACUUUGGAAGGUCAUGUUUUGUCAGCAACACACAAGCAAUGGUUUAGAUGCAGUAUGCAUGGGUAUAUAAUAUGAUGGGAAACCAAUUUGGCAUUUACUUAAAAGCCUACAUAAAUAUGCUAAGAGUAGUGUUAUAGAGUAGCAACUAAGUAACAUGAGAACACAAUGCUCUGCAAAGUGAAGACCAUCUUUUCUUUCAGUCAGAUCAAUAGCUUUACAAGAGAGAAGCAAAUUUAAAUGUGAAUCUUUAUUGUGUUAUUGCGGCAUCUGUGUUAAAUGUUUUAUUUUUCAAAAGUAAAGUGCGAAAUGUCUUUUACACAUUUGACUAAUCUCAGAAAAGGUACAGCUACUGCCACAUGAAAAAAGUAGGCUGAAUCAAUUAUAGUCAAAGCAUUAGCCUACUUGUAAUUAGUUACUUUCCACAUCACAUGCUAUUUUUAGAAUGGUAGAUUGGGGCUGUGCAUGAAUUCAGUUUUCCCCUACUGUAAACUCAUCAUGUGGUUCGGUCAGGAAAUUGUAGCCUAAACAGUGUAACCUCAAUAAAAAUUCAGUCGUUACUGAAACAAUGUCACCUGGA